This is a messenger RNA of Mesitornis unicolor (brown roatelo), 449 nucleotides long. Its product is annotated as beta-keratin-related protein. NCBI's taxonomy places the organism in Eukaryota, Metazoa, Chordata, Aves, Mesitornithiformes, Mesitornithidae. Gene Ontology annotation, cellular component: intermediate filament. Gene Ontology annotation, molecular function: structural constituent of cytoskeleton. The transcript has a single exon. The coding region runs from base 8 to 337 and encodes 109 amino acids. The record is from RefSeq and is a predicted model, not a curated record.
GCGAGACAUGUCGUGCUACAGCCCGUGCCUGCCAGCCACCUGCGGCCCAGCCCCGCUUGCCAACAGCUGCAACGAGCCGUGCGUCCUCCGGUGCGCCGACUCCAGCGUUGCGAUCCAGCCCUCGCCAGUCCUGGUGACGCUGCCGGGCCCGAUCCUCAGCUCCUUCCCUCAGAGCACAGCCGUGGGAUCCAGCGCGUCGGCUGCCGUGGGGAGCUCCCUCAGCGCUGGCAGUGUGCCCAUCGCUUCUGGCGGCUCCCUGGGGCUGGGGGGCUUUGGCUGGUCCGGUCUGGGCCGUGGGCUCUGCGGGCCUCUGGGACGGGGCAAUCUCUUAUGCUGAAGCCCGUGGAUUGCCUGCCCGCGGUCGAGCGCCAGGAGCCGCGAGGAAAGCCCGGGAGCCAGCCCAGAGAGCAAGGCCAUCAUCCGCAGAGGAGCACGGCUCCCGCCGCUCC